AUGGAGAAAUCAAAAGUCUUUGCUGAGAAAGGACUCUUCGAAAAGAUAAAGCUCUGUCUUUCAAAGAUACCGCUGCCAACUCCCGCUGACCGAAAGACGUUUGACCGUGACUUUGCUAUCUCCACUUCCUUUCAUGGGGUACAUAAUAUUGUUGGGAACCGGAGCCAAAUCCGCAAGGUGAUCUGGUUGGCGGUGGUCCUGGGCUCAGUCUCGCUCGUGGUGUGGCAGAUCUACUGUCGCUUUGUCAACUACUUCACGUGGCCAACCACCACCUCUGUAGAGGUUCAGUACGUGGAAAAUGUAGAGUUCCCAGCUGUGACGUUUUGUAAUUUAAACAGGUUCCAAACAGAUGCUGUAGCCAAAUUUGGUCUGAUUUUUUUCUUAUGGGAUAUUGUAUCCAAAGUCCUCCAUCUGCAGGAGUUAAGUGCCAAUUCCACUCGCUCUAAAGAGGUUAUUGAUUUUCUUGAACGUCACCAAAACUUCAACAUUACAGAAUUUGUCCGAAAAAAUGGUUUUUAUCUCAACAAUAACACUUUGUUGAAAUGUGACUUUUUUGGGAAGCCAUGUGGCCCAAAGGAUUUUGCACAUGUCUUCACUGAAUAUGGAAACUGUUUUACUUUUAAUCAUGCUGAUAAUGUCCAAACCAGGAAAAAAGUGAGUGUUUCUGGAAGAGGCUUAAACUUGCUCUUCAAUGUCAAUCAGGAGGAAUUCACUGAUGACCCAGCCUUUGGUUUUGUUGAUGCCGGUAUCGUCUUUGCCAUCCAUUCACCAAAGAAGAUGCCCCAGUUCGACGGUCUGGGCUUGUCGUCUCCGGUGGGCAUGCAUGCGCGGGUGACCAUCCGCCAAGUGAAGACUGUUCAUCAAGAAUACCCUUGGGGAGAAUGCAACCCAGGCAUCAAGCUAAAGAACUUUUGUACCUACAGCACUUCUGGUUGUUUGAAGGAAUGCAAAGCACAGCACAUAGAAAAACAGUGUGGAUGUUUACCUUUUUUGCUUCCUGGAAAUGGAACAGAGUGUGAUCUCCAAAAGUUUCACAGCUGUGUUUCCCCUAUUCUGGACCACAUUGAAAUUAAGGGAUUAUGUACAAUGGGAAAACAUAAUUCUAGCUGCCCUGUACCUUGUGAAGAAACUGAAUACCCUGCUACUAUUACUUAUUCUACUUUUCCAAGUCAAAAAGCUUUGAAAUCUUUGUCCAAGAAGUUGAAUAAGAGCCAGGAAUAUAUCAGGCAGAAUCUUGUGAAUAUUGAAAUAAACUAUAGUGAAUUAAACUACAAGAUAACUCAGCAGCAAAAAGCAGUGAGUGUGUCUGAGUUACUUGCAGAUGUUGGUGGUCAACUGGGCUUAUUUUGUGGGGCCAGUAUGAUAACGAUUAUAGAAAUCAUUGAAUAUAUAGCCACCAAUUUCUACUGGAUAUGCAUCUUGUUUUUGCUGAAGAUACGGGAAAUGAGCCAGGGGUCUUCUCCACGUCAGAAUCAUCUGGAGAACACUAGCAGCAUAGAAGAAUGCUGA
Condylura cristata (star-nosed mole) is the source of this 1509-nucleotide messenger RNA. RefSeq names its product acid sensing (proton gated) ion channel family member 5 (gene ASIC5). Gene Ontology annotation, molecular function: ligand-gated sodium channel activity. Gene Ontology annotation, biological process: sodium ion transmembrane transport. NCBI's taxonomy places the organism in Eukaryota, Metazoa, Chordata, Mammalia, Eulipotyphla, Talpidae. Bases 1 to 1509 code for a protein of 502 amino acids. The transcript has 10 exons. The record is from RefSeq and is a predicted model, not a curated record. Gene Ontology annotation, cellular component: membrane.